ACACACACAUAUAUAUAUACACACAUAUUUUUGUUAAUUUUUCAGUUAAAUUAAAAUGGGUGAUCACGAAUAUUUUGGAUCAAAUGUAUAUGUAUCCAAUGAAGAAUUAAUCGAAACAGAAGAAAUUUCUAUGGAAGAAAAAGCCGGUGAUGCUUUUCUAAUUGAAUUGUAUAGAGCACAUCCAUUUUUUUAUAAAAAGGGACACAAAGAUUAUAAGAAUAAGAUUGUUAAGGAUAACGCCUGGAAUGAAAUUUCUAAAAUAAUGCAGAAUAAAGAUUAUGGUAAUUUUUAUACACCUGAUUAUUGUCAAACCAGAUGCACAUCUCUGAGAAAUCAAUAUAAUCGUGAGAAACGAAUCUUAGAGAGUCAAUAUAAGACCCAGUGAGAAAUAGUACAUCGAAUCGACAUCGAUUCAACAUCGAAAUCAUUAUUUCGAUGUCGAUUCAACGUCGAAUUGAUGUCGAAUUCAUUACCGUUUCUCGCUGGGGAGUGGAAGUGGUCCUUCAUCUAGUCAUAAGCCCUUUCCAUUUUAUAAUCAGUUAACUUUUCUUGACACUCAUGUCAAGAGACGAAGGUUUGCAGUUAUGAUUUAAAAGUUCUUGUUAUAAUAUUUAUUUACAUUGUUUUACUUUUAGAACGCAUAAUAAUAUUGAAGUGAAUAAAAGUUUAAUAUCUUCUACACAUUGUCUGCUAAAGUAUUAAGUGAAAUUUUGAAAUCCAAUCCAAAUGAAGUACUUGACAAUGAAAAGUCAAAUGAUUCCAUAUACAA
Messenger RNA from Monomorium pharaonis (pharaoh ant), 769 nucleotides. RefSeq lists its product as uncharacterized. The transcript has 2 exons. The record is from RefSeq and is a predicted model, not a curated record. Gene Ontology annotation, cellular component: transcription regulator complex; nucleus. The coding region runs from base 56 to 385 and encodes 109 amino acids. Gene Ontology annotation, biological process: regulation of transcription by RNA polymerase II. NCBI's taxonomy places the organism in Eukaryota, Metazoa, Arthropoda, Insecta, Hymenoptera, Formicidae.